CUAGACGAGCACAUGAUGGGAAUCAACCAAUGGCUCCACUGCUCUCCUCAGGGGCCCCGUGUGUGUGUAUCUGAAGAAGAAAGAGAGUGAAACGGCGAAAGAAACCAUCGAAGAAUCCUAUUACUCUCACCCGAAACACGGAACGAAAACUUAAGACAUCAUAUGUCCGUCUAUCCGCCUGGAACGACCACUUUGCCGUCGCAACGUAAGCAUUUUCAUACGCCAGCAGCGCGCGGAACGUGAACGGGGAUUAUAGUGAGCUCCAUUCAUGUGCUCGGCGUCAUUAACCCGCUGCAGAAGGUUUACUUGAAAACGGGGAUCUGUUGCGGACGCUAUCGACGAUUUUUCUGCAUACCGUGCAUUUCGAGGAGAGUAAAGUUUCACAUGUUUACUGGGCAUGUUUACAGACUGGAUGCACCGCUCCUCACGUAGUGCACUAGCAUUAUUACAUCAAGCCCUUUGCUACUGUGUUGAUAUAUUGUAGCAGUGGAGUCUAAUGUUGGGCUUUGCGCAGGCUUUGCUCGGCUGUGCAUGUGAUCACAGAUCAUUGAUGUCGGACAGCGAGCGCACGAGCGUUUGGAGUCUCCGCGGUUCUGACCAAACAUAGGGAAAAACGGAUGCAAACUGUUUAAACUGUCGUAUGUUCAGGACGAGACGCACGGGUCUGGUUCGGCGACUCUGGAGAAGCCGUUUGGUCACCGCAGGUAAAGAGGGGGGCGAUGGAGGUCCGGAUGACUGGAGUGACAGCAACCCAGAGAAGAUCCCCAGAACGGAAUACGCACCGGGAAACAACGCAGGCUCGUGCGGCAGACGCGUAGUGGAGCGCGGGGAACCGGGGGUCCUUAUUGAACACGAUGGACCCCUCAACGAGGGGAGCGAGGGCAGGACGGUGACAUGCUGUUUGUUUAAAGACCUCCCUAGAGGCAAAAACAGACUCACUUGCCGUGUGGAACAUAGGAACCACAACAACUAUAGCAGUUUGAGUGGCAGGGAACGGAAAACUGGUGCCGUGACCGAGCAAGAACUCAAGAAGUGCACUUAUGCCUUUCUCAAAAAGUUGAAAGAGAAGUCUCUGGAUGUUUUACUGGAAGUUGUUGAGUCCCAAGGUGGGAUGCCGAGUGGAUGUGUUCUGGUAUCGCAGACUGAGGUGCGAAUCGGAGGUCAUCUGGUGUCUCCACAGUACCUGCUGUGUCGACUUUUCCGCUGGCCAGACCUACGGUUAUCUUCUCUCCUCAAACCACUCUGUCAUUGUCAGAGCUUCAGGGCAGAGGACAGCCAGACCCUCUGCUGUAACCCCCAUCAUUACAGCCGCCUCUGUGGACCAGUAAAGGAUGAUACACCACCGCCUCCUUAUUCUCAUCUCUCCCCCUUACCAGAACACAAGCCACUGAAUUCUUCCCUCCCAAUGCUGCCUUACAUAGAAACCGAAGCCACUCGAUCCGCUGGCGGCCUGUCCCAGGACUAUUCAGAUGCCAGUAUGUCUCCCUCCUCGCUGGCGCAGAAUCACUGGUGUAAUGUGGCAUACUGGGAGCUUCGCACCCGCGUGGGCCGCCUGUACCCAGUUCACGACGCCUCUCUCAGCAUCUUCUACGACCUACCUCAGGGUACAGGCCUAUGUUUGGGCCUGCUGCCCCUUUCUCAGCGCUCCACUUCCGUCCAGCGCACCCGCGGCAAGAUCGGCCAAGGCAUCCUCCUCAGCAAAGAGCCCGAUGGAGUUUGGGCCUACAACCGCAGUGAGCACCCUAUAUUUGUCAAUUCGCCCACUCUGGAGCAUCACCCCUACCUGAGUCUGACGGUGAGGAGAGUAAUGCCAGGCUACUCCAUAAAGGUUUUUGACUAUGAGAAGUCGUGCCAAAUGCAACCGGUCAGUCAUUCGCUGCACCCGGAAGGGCCGUACGAUCCGAACAGUGUGAGGAUCAGUUUUGCCAAGGGUUGGGGACCGUGCUAUUCCAGACAGUUCAUCACAUCGUGUCCAUGCUGGCUGGAGAUUUUACUCAACAACCACAGAUAACCAAUCCACCUUUUUUCUACACCACAAUGAUGCUUUGCGUCAAUUAUGGGAGUCACUUCCUUUAAAUUAAAUGUUUUUAAAACUGGGAACAAUUUUUGAGGCGGCGUUAUUCUCUUUAUGGUUCAUUAAUCAAAUAUUUAGGAAAACAAAUUCUAAGUAGACCAUGAAGAACCCCGAAAUCCCUUUUCACAGCAAUAUUAUGGGUGUCUAUUGAAUAUUACUUUACGGUAGUGAAUUCUAAGAGAAAGUAAUCUAGAGCAGUGUUUCCCAACCCUGUUCCUGGAGGCACACCAACAGUUCAUGUUUUGGAUGUCUCCCUCAUCUGACCCAAUAACUUCAGGUUUUGGAGUCUAUUCUAAUGUUCUGAUGAGUUGUUUCAGGUGUGUUUGAUUAGGGAGAGAAUGAAAAUGUGUACUGUUAGUGUGCCUUCAGGAACAGGGUUGGGAAACUCUGAUCUAGAGGAUCAAAACAGUGGGCUUUGACAGAUAUGCUUGUGUUAAAAUAAUUUAAAUAAAAGCAUAGUUUUCUCAUCACAUAUAUAAAAUAAAUAAAGCACAAACCCAGACAUACCUCUCCCCCAGUUUUAACCAUGAAUAUGGAUCAUUUGUAGUGCAGCCAAAAUUCCUUUGAAAAUCCACAAAGCCGGAAGUGCAACCCAUAAUUUGAAACACAGUCGUCACGUGUGGAAAAAGGUGGAUAAACAACAAACAAACACAAACUCAAUACGAACUCUCAGAGACCCGCAGCCACCAUCCCAAAUGUAAUCUAUCUAAAUUUAAUAUAAAGUUUUAUAUAAACGUAUUAUAUGGAAUACUUGUAAAUAUUGAGUCAUUUUUACAGCAUAAUUAUUUAUGUAUGGUGCAAUGUCUUCAUGGAUGGACAGGAAAUAAAAAAGAAAAAAAGAAAUG
Messenger RNA from Danio aesculapii, 2919 nucleotides. It is a transcript of the gene smad6a, whose product is annotated as SMAD family member 6a. Gene Ontology annotation, cellular component: heteromeric SMAD protein complex. Gene Ontology annotation, molecular function: I-SMAD binding; transcription regulator inhibitor activity. Bases 641 to 2011 code for a protein of 456 amino acids. The record is from RefSeq and is a predicted model, not a curated record. Gene Ontology annotation, biological process: transforming growth factor beta receptor signaling pathway; regulation of transcription by RNA polymerase II; cell differentiation. NCBI's taxonomy places the organism in Eukaryota, Metazoa, Chordata, Actinopteri, Cypriniformes, Danionidae. The transcript has 4 exons.